Aspergillus vadensis CBS 113365 is the source of this 392-nucleotide messenger RNA. Its product is annotated as structural toxin protein RtxA. Lineage: Eukaryota; Fungi; Ascomycota; Eurotiomycetes; Eurotiales; Aspergillaceae. The record is from RefSeq and is a predicted model, not a curated record. The coding region runs from base 1 to 333 and encodes 110 amino acids. The transcript is spliced from 2 exons.
AUGUCUCCCACUCAAUUCCGUCUAAUAUUCAACGUCCCCCCCACCGGCCUUGCGGCCUGCAAAGCCGCCAUAUUUGCUGCCGGGGCUGGCCGCUACCCCGGUGGGAAGUAUACCGAGUGUUGCUGGACCACUGCUGGAACGGGCCAAUUCCGCCCAGGUGAUGCUGCUAACCCCCAUAUUGGGACUGUGGGGGCCUUGGAGGAGACCCCGGAGGUCCGGGUUGAGACGAUCUGUGUGGGAGAGGAUGUUGCACGGCGGGCUGUGGAGGCGUUGAAGAGGGCUCAUCCAUAUGAGCAGCCGUCGUAUAGUGUUUUCCGAAUGGAGGAUUUUUGAUCAUUAGUAUUGGAAGUGUGAGUUAUGUAAUGGUGCGGCUUAGAAGGGUGGAAGCGAGU